Molecule: messenger RNA, 2246 nt
Organism: Exophiala oligosperma
Lineage: Eukaryota; Fungi; Ascomycota; Eurotiomycetes; Chaetothyriales; Herpotrichiellaceae
Exons: 2
Coding region: 641-1525 (294 amino acids)
Source: RefSeq, a predicted model, not a curated record
CAAGGAGCGCUGUUACGGAGCACAACAGGUUUGGAAUUGACUGACGCCCACUGUCAACAACCUCUCAACCCAUUCAUUGCCACAUCACCUCGUAUACGGGUACGAUUACAACUAGCAGCAUCAGUCCCUCCAACAUCCUCCUCGUACUCCCACCCUCACCACCAAAAGAGAAGAUCCCUGUCAUACGAAUCUCUCGACAGUAAUACAACAUCAACAUCAAUACGAGCCUCAUCCUCUGGACCCGCCCAUACCGGCGCCGCAUUGCAGUCAGCAGGGGAGGUGUUUCAAACCAUCCCUCUUUGGUCUGUCACUGCGACAACUUUUGCAUCAACCCCGUCCGCCCGCCGCCUUGUCCAGCAACACCUUCUCGAAAACGUCACGAAAGGCUCUUGUGGCUUUCAGCGGAUCACCCUUGAACCUCACCAUUUACGGAUCGCGCUUUGAGGCACCGUUGGAGCCGCCGCAUCUUCUAUGUCGAAACCAUUCUAGCGCAUGUCGCCGGUGGUCACUGACAUCCUUGCAAAGCCCGCCGUCUGUUUGACUGCAGUGUCCGCAUCUCAGUGUCGUCGACUCCUCAGCCCCCCUCCCGGCCUGACACACAUAGCACCUUACUGCUCCGCACUGUUUUCUUACAUACAUCAUGGCCGACCUCGCUCGAGAAGAGGCUGAUCGCUACUUCUCUCACCAAGACCAUUCUGCCUCUCAUCCCGAGGAUAUUGACGACUCAGAUCGGUCUUCAGAUCAUCGACCCCAGUCUCCAGAUCAAGCUUAUCAUUCUGAUCCGGGCACCGACGACGACGACGCCGACGCCACAAACAUGGCCACCAUGACGACCACCAGGACAAGCUACCAUCUACCCUCCCAGGCACACUUCGCCAACACGGGCCCGAAGGGUGUCAUUGCUGAUGCCCAGUCCUUCGCCCGUGCCAAACAAACGACAUUUCGCCAACGGAUAGCAAGCUUCGCCGGCAACUUGACCUCCUCCCAUAAGCCCUCGGGUAGCCUGUCAGAAAAGCCCAACAAGAGGAAAAGUAUCUUUGGCACCUCGCCGAAAUCAAAUUCGUCGGGAUCUGAACAACUGACCCUCUCCGACGACGAAGCCGACUCGGAUUUUAUGAAGACAUGGCGGGAGAACCGCCUGGCCGAGUUGUCUUCGCAGUCACAAUCCGCGUAUAACUCUCAAAAGAGACAAUACCCGAGCCAACGGUCGUGGGGGACGUUCUACGAAGUUGAUGCCAGUGGCUACCUGGAUGCCAUCGAGAAGGUCUCGGACGACACCGUCGUGGUGGUCAUGAUCCACGACCCUCUGUCCACCGCCAGCGCAGAGGUCGAGGAUGAGUUGAGCACUCUGGCUUAUAAACACAACAAGACUCACUUUAUACGGCUGCACCACGAGGUUGCAGAAAUGGAGACCGUCGAGGUCCCUGCCGUACUGGCUUACCGAGGUGGCGACGUCUUCGCCACCAUAUCCGGUGCAAAGGCUGAAGGGUUGGAAGGAGUGCUGAUACGGAAUCGUGUGCUAUGAGUAUUAUUAUUGCUUCAUACUCAUUUGAGUCUGGGAACGGGAGAAUUUUACUCAUUUCCUUGACAACCAUUCGGGCAGCAUCCUGCUGGGUAUCCCACGAACGUUUCUCCGGAGACAUGCUAUCAUACUGAAUCGAAUCCGUCGACUUGGGAUGUGGGUCGUCCUUUGUCUCCGCGAGCUGCACUAUUCAGAUGCCUUCGUCGAUCGGUUGCUUCGGCCCCCGCGUUUGGUACAUGUCUACGUGUAGACAGUACAACGGAUGCUCUCCGCUUACAAUGUUUUCUCAGCGGGCCUACCGAGCUGUUUUUGUCUCUUGAACGAAGCAAGCUCCUAUCAUAGGACGGUCGUGUGGAGUCUCGAGCAGAUGCCUUCUUCCAGAAGGAUUACAUGUUUUUUCUUCCCUCCAAGCAAAAGUGCUUGGAGGUUUGGAAUGUGCGCCCACCACACCCUCACACUGCCAGCCAGCCAGCCAGAUUUGGACGAAACCAAUGAUCCGGAAGGGAGGGAAGGGGGCGCUUAUCAAAAGCCUCCCCACGAAGGCGUUCCUGGGAGGGGGGGGAAAGGCCUUUCCACCUGAGAGACUACUAGAAUAGUAUAUUGAGCUUGAAAAUGUGUGAGAGAGAGGUCAUGAUUUACGAGGGUUAUCACAGUAAAGGGGGGGCUACCAUUUUCCAAAUACAAAGUAGUCUUUUUUUAAUUAUCAUCCACCUGGUACUAUUAU